This is a messenger RNA of Chara braunii, 943 nucleotides long. The record is from the annotation of a GenBank genome assembly. Lineage: Eukaryota; Viridiplantae; Streptophyta; Charophyceae; Charales; Characeae.
GCUAGUUGGCAAUUGGUCUGACAGACUCUGACUAGUUGAUUUUGUGCUUCAAGCAAUGAUUACCGGGUGGAUUACUAAGCCCAUUGCAUUCUGGGUUUUGUAACUUUUGUCACAAUGGACUGUUUUUGUCAUCGUAACGAUUCGUACGAUCAUAGAUAUUGGGGAAAGAAUCUGAGCGACUUGCUGACAGCAUCACGGGCUGCGAAUCCGGGAUGCAAUCUGUCGAUCAAGCUGAGGCAGUACCUGAGGCCCAAGUGUCAUGCAAUUUUUUACGAUACGGUCAUCAAUUCACCAUUGACGGCACGGCUCAAUGUCUACCAGGCCUUUUUGCUCUGUGCAAUGAAGUUCCAUGCUCAUGUCAAGGUGCUCUCUGCUGGAACUGAGAAUAAUCCUGCGUUCUUCUUCAAAGUGAUAAGAUGUGCAUCUAGGUAUAUGGCAUUCCUGAUCCAGGCGAGAGUGACUGCUAUGCGCAAGCCAGAAGGUCCUGGGUGUAGAGGCUUCAUUGCUAAGAGGGAGGUUGAAUGGCUGGCGUUGCAUGCAUUUAGCAAGAUCUUGCGGCGGAAGCAGGCAAGGCACAAAAAGCUACUGGUGAUGCUGGAAAGGGCAAGAGACAGUGCACAUUACAGGAGAAUUGCUUCAGCAAUGGUGGAUGUUGUUGACAUCAAACGAUCAUCAAUCUUUAAAUGUGUUAGAUACUAGAAGUCUAGAAGUAGAACAUUGCUGUUUUCUUUCCUCAUUGCCGUCCCCUCGCAUUCUCCCACGUGAGCGACCUUUGAAAUUGCCCAGCUUCCACAUAUUCAGUGGCACAAUGUUCAAGUACAUGUUAUGCAGAGAUUCCAAGACGACCCAAUUUCGCACGAACAUUGAAGAGUACCUGACACAGAUUAAUGGUCAGGCUGUGAGGUUAGGUCAUAAACAGUCCUGACAGAAGCCAAUAACGUAU